This is a messenger RNA of Pangasianodon hypophthalmus (striped catfish), 1078 nucleotides long. RefSeq names its product E3 ubiquitin/ISG15 ligase TRIM25-like. The transcript has 2 exons. Gene Ontology annotation, molecular function: zinc ion binding. The record is from RefSeq and is a predicted model, not a curated record. The coding region runs from base 252 to 1031 and encodes 259 amino acids. Lineage: Eukaryota; Metazoa; Chordata; Actinopteri; Siluriformes; Pangasiidae.
CCAGACAACAUUCCUGGCAGGGUGCUCAGAGGAUGUGCAGACCAGCUGGCAGAUGUUUUCACGGACAUCUUCAACACCUUCCUGAGCAGCACUGUUGUUCCGACGUGCUUCAAGGCCACCACGAUCGUCCCCGUGCCAAAGAAGUCUCCAGUGUCUUGCCUCAACGACUACCAUCCCGUUGCACUUACACCCAUCAUCAUGAAGUGCUUUGAGAGGCUCGUCAUGAGGCACAUCAAGACCCUCAUCAACAGAUGACGCCAUCACCACCACCCUCCAUCUGGCCCUCACCCACAUUUCCUCAUUUCAGAGAAAACAAAACUGAUAUCUCUCACUCAUUGUGUGAGUUCAGGAAAAUGGCAGAGGCCAGUAUUUCAGUAGAUCAGGACCAGUUCAGCUGUCCAGUCUGUCUGGAUCUCCUGAAGGAUCCGGUGACUCUCCCCUGUGGUCACAGUUUCUGUAAGGUGUGUGUUAAUGGCUGCUGGGAUCAGGAGGAUCAGAAGGGCAUCUACAGCUGUCCUCAGUGCAGAGACACCUUCACUCCAAGGCCUGUCCUAUGCAGAAACAACAUCCUGGCUGAAGUGGUGGAGAAACUGAAGAAGACUGAACUCCAAGCUGCUCCUGCUCACUGUUACGCUGGACCUGGAGAUGUGGAGUGUGAUUUCUGCACAGGGAGAAAGCGCAAAGCCAUCAAGUCCUGUCUGAUGUGUUUGACUUCAUUUUGUGAAAUUCAUCUGAAACCUCACCUAGAACGUCCUGCUUUGAAAAAACACAAAUUAACUGAAGCCUCUGCAAAACUACAAGAGAAGAUCUGCUCUCAACAUAACAAGCUGAUUGAGAUCUACUGUCGUACUGAUCAAAUCUGCAUCUGUUAUUUGUGUACAAUGGAUAAUCACAAAGGUCACGACACCGUCACAGCCACAGCAGAAAGAGCUGAAAAACAGCUUUCCACUAGAUUUUGGAGCGUGGCUGUGGGGAUUUGUGUUCAUUCAGCUACAAGAGCAUUAGUAAGGUCAGGCGCUGAUGUUGGGUGAGGAGGUCUGGGGUGCAGUCGGUUUUCCAGUUCAUCCCAAAGGUGUUC